Moneuplotes crassus is the source of this 1144-nucleotide messenger RNA. NCBI's taxonomy places the organism in Eukaryota, Ciliophora, Spirotrichea, Euplotida, Euplotidae. The record is from the annotation of a GenBank genome assembly.
AUUCCAACCUAGGUGAACAGAUGGCUAAGAGUGUGUCUUUUAUAAGUGAAAAUAUGGAUAUUUCAGAAGGAACUGUAGCACCUAAGCAGAAGAAUUUGACAGAAGGGAUUAUUUUAGCAGGGAUUGGUCUAGUAUUUGCUUCUUCUCUUCCUGUAUUCUUAAACAUGUAUGAUGAUGUGCCAAUACCAACCUUUGGCAUCUGGAGAUACUUCGUAACUUGCAUCUAUUGUGUGCCAAUCUCAAUACUUGUGUGGAUGAGGAAUAAGGCUGAUAUUAUAAUAAGUGAGGUAUUUUCUUAUCAAACUGCUUUGAAUAUCUUGCUUGGAUCUUGCUGCUUUACGCUUGGUUCUUAUGUUUAUAUCACUAGCACGCAUUAUACUAUUUUAGCACAUUCUAUUACUCUCUGUAACUCUGGAGGGCUCUUCUUGAUUGCUGUUAACUUGUUGGUCUGAAGCAAAGUUCACAAAGCAGAGAUAUUUGGAGCAAUUAUUGUGAUCUGAGGCAUAGCUGUACUUCUACAAGACCAUAGUUCUGUGAAGAAAAGUAGAAGUACUGAUAUCUUGAAAGGAGACCUGUAUGGGCUAGCAGCCAUGCCCUUAUAUGCCUCCUCUUACAUCUUCAACGCAAGAGCAUGCAAGGUACUCCCAUCGAUGAUCGUGUUCCAUUGUUUUGGGUUUAUCCAAAUGAGUAUUUAUAUUACGUAUUAUGUCGUUUUCACUGAUGUGUCCUGGACUCUUCUGCUUUCUCGUGAUAUAACAUACGGGUUCUUUGGCUGGCUCACUCCAGAGUACUUUGUACUCUCAGCUGUGAUUAUUUCCUUCUUCUUGGGAAUCUUCGGAGUCGGAAGCUAUAUCUUCCUGCUCGAUUAUUUCUCACCAAGUGUAGUGGCUAGUUUGUUUCUGCUUCAGCCCUUUGUGGGCCAGAUCCUCGGAGUUCUAUUCGGGCAGGAUGGGAUGCCUGGUGGCUUUGCUUAUUUUGGAGCAAGCAUUAUCACCAUUGGCCUCUGCUUGAUUAUCAAGGGCAAUACAUUGAAAGACAAAGAAGAUGUAGAGCUUGAGAUAGCACAGGAUGUCGAGAUGACUGAUAAGAGUCUUCUUGCAAACGAUCCUGAAAAAGAUAUUUUGACGUAACAUUCAAUCAACAA